AUGUUUGGGCUUUUUGAACGACCUCGAUGGACAGCCGAUCAGAUCCCAGAUCUCCAUGGCCGAGUUGCGAUUGUGACAGGGGCGAAUAGCGGCAUAGGCUACGUCACUGCGUUAGAGCUCGUUCGCCACGGUGCAAAGACCUAUCUGGCAUGUCGAGACGCCACUCGAGCUAAAAGUGCGAUCGAAAAGAUCAAGGCGAUUGUACCAGACUCUGACCCUCAAUUUUUAAAGUUGGACAUCACCUCACUCAACUCUGCUCAUUCGGCAGCUCAAGAGUUCCUCAAGCUGGAAAAAAGGCUCGAUAUUCUGGUCAAUAAUGCUGGAGUAGCAUUUGCCCCAUAUCAGUUGAGCGAAGAUGGCAUCGAAAUCCAUGCCUGCAAUGCCACAGGUCACUUUGCAUUCACGAUCCCUCUACUCAAUCUGCUUGAAAAGACGUCGCAAGAACCUGGUUCGCACGUACGAAUUGUGAAUGUCUCCAGUAAUGCCCAUUCUUGGGUAUGGGGUACCCCAGAUUUCUCGUCGCUAAAAAAUUUGAAUGAGCACUGUUUCGGAAUGAUGGAUAGCAAGAGCUGCUUCCCUGGGUCUGCUUUAAAGAACAUUCUUUUUACCAACGAGUUGCAAAAAAGGCUCAACCACACAAAAAUCAUUUGUACAUCGGCUCAUCCCGGUGGAGUAAAUACUAACAUCGUAACGGGCAUAUGGGUAGAGCAGUACCCCAUCUUGAAAGUUUUUGAUUGGGUUAAAAGCUGGCUUUUAUUAACUCCGGAGGAUGGAGCCAUCAAUUUACUGUACGGCGCUACAGACUCGGAAGUGGAGACCAAGGAUUUGAGGUCUGCUUACCUCUGCCCGUUCGUGAAGGUAACAAAGACCUCGAGGCUCGCCCAAGACCCCGAGGGAAUCCUUGGAAAGCAAUUUUGGAACUUCUGCGAGGCACUCGUUAAAGAAAAGGUCAAGGUGAACUAG
This is a messenger RNA of Puccinia triticina, 963 nucleotides long. RefSeq lists its product as uncharacterized. The record is from RefSeq and is a predicted model, not a curated record. Lineage: Eukaryota; Fungi; Basidiomycota; Pucciniomycetes; Pucciniales; Pucciniaceae. Bases 1 to 963 code for a protein of 320 amino acids. The transcript is spliced from 10 exons.